Exaiptasia diaphana is the source of this 1759-nucleotide messenger RNA. RefSeq names its product tRNA (guanine(10)-N2)-methyltransferase homolog. Gene Ontology annotation, molecular function: nucleic acid binding. NCBI's taxonomy places the organism in Eukaryota, Metazoa, Cnidaria, Anthozoa, Actiniaria, Aiptasiidae. The record is from RefSeq and is a predicted model, not a curated record. Gene Ontology annotation, biological process: methylation. Gene Ontology annotation, cellular component: cytoplasm.
UGAAAAAGGUUGGGACGAUUCCCCCGAGACAUUCURUGAAGCUGAGGCGGCGAAUCGAUUUACAUUCCGGUUAGAGAUUUCGGCUCUUCCAUGCUAUCCCGAUAAUUGGUCCUAACUUCGCGCUAACUUAAAAGCCAGUGAGGGAGAAGCUAUCCGGCCCCUAGACACUGAUGGAUAACCCCUUGCACUAACUAGGCAACUAUCGAAAGUAUAAUGUCAAAUUGGGGUAGUCUAUUCGGCGAAAGUGUCAAGUGGUCUAUUAUUAUGUAAAUGAGCGUGGUCCUGUGGCGCAACUCGUUAUARCUUUGGAUUCAAGUCCAAUGGUGGUGUAGAGAUAGCAGGUUCGAAUCCUGACAUGCACAUGUGAUAAAUCCUUGACUUCUUUUUAUUGGUAUUAUUUAUUUAUUUUUAUCUAUUUUUGAUUGAUUUUUUUCUAAUUUUAAUUAUAAUUUCUCGUAAUUUCAUCAUAUAAUUCAAAUUAUAUUUUUUCGGAAACUUUUAUUACAUUCCGCCACUUUCCCUUACUCUUGCGGGCUACCUGUGCAAAGACCAGCGGAUUUGCUCAUGAAAAAAAUAAUGGCGGACGAAAAUGAAGAAACUUCUACAUUUUUAGUUCUUUUUGCUCAAGAACACGUCGAUUUUAGAGUUCCGAGUCCUUUUCUUGAAAUAGUCCUUCCACUUGAAGAUGAUGCUCAAAAAAUACUUUCAAGAUCUUUAUCUAUCAAAUCUCUAUAUGAACUUUGGGGAACCGGCAAAACAUUAGCUCAACUAUGUGAAAAUCUUAAGAAAUAUCCAACUAGGAGAAUGCAACCCUAUUGCAGCAAAGAAGCAACAUUCAGAAUCAAUGUAGAAACUUAUAACAAAAAGAUACCUCAAUCACAGAGGGAGCAUUAUUAUGAGGCCCUUUCAUUUUUACCAUUUAAAGGAAAAGUUGCUUUGGAUAAUCCAGAAAAUCAGUUUUCUCUUGUCCUGGACUUUGGGCAAGAUACAAAUGUAGCAGCUGAAACGCCUUGUAGAUAUUAUUUUGGACGUUUGGCACGACCAGGAACACUGGUGUUUGAUCCUUUUGUUGGKACGGGCAGUACUUUAUUAUCAUGUGGACAUUUUGGUUCAAGAGUGUUUGGUAGUGACAUUGAUAAAAACUUGAUAACAGGAAGAGGGAAAUCAUCACGUGCAUCAAGCAAGUGCAAGUGGAGAAAAAGAGAUGAAAUAAUUCGCACUAAUUUCAUWAAUGCUGGCUUGGAGCAUUUGUUUGUGGAUGUUAUGGUGGCCGAUGCUUCCAGGCAAGUACUUCGACCAACGCCUAUCUUUGACGCAAUCAUCACUGAUCCUCCUUAUGGAGUCCGUGAAGGUGUUCGCAGUCAAAUAUCUGAAAAAGAACUUACUGAGAAUAGAUCAGAGGCAGAGCUUGGUUAUCCAUCAAUACACCUUGGACGGUUAUCAGAUAUUAUUCUAAGUUUACUGCACUUCUCGUCACAGUAUCUCUGUUUAAAUGGUCGGCUUGUAUUUUGGUUACCUGUCUACAAACCAAGUUAUUCUGACAGCAAAGUCCCUCAUCAUCCAUGCUUUCGACUUGUGGCAAACAGCGAGCAAAACUUGUUCACGAAUAUCUCCAGACACCUUCUUACCAUGGAAAAGACACACGAGUACAAUAAGUCUGUGACUAUGGACUCACUCCGUGACAAGAACAGAGAAUUUGAAAUAAUGUGUGAUAGGUUUAGAGAAAAUUAUUUUACGCCGUCGAACUCCAGCUGAUAGA